Messenger RNA from Lodderomyces oxycetoniae, 1122 nucleotides. RefSeq lists its product as uncharacterized. The coding region runs from base 1 to 1122 and encodes 373 amino acids. The transcript is spliced from 2 exons. Gene Ontology annotation, cellular component: mitochondrion; mitochondrial inner membrane. Gene Ontology annotation, biological process: phosphatidic acid biosynthetic process; lipid homeostasis; cardiolipin acyl-chain remodeling. The record is from RefSeq and is a predicted model, not a curated record. Gene Ontology annotation, molecular function: A2-type glycerophospholipase activity; lysophosphatidic acid acyltransferase activity. NCBI's taxonomy places the organism in Eukaryota, Fungi, Ascomycota, Pichiomycetes, Serinales, Debaryomycetaceae.
AUGGGCGAUCCAAAUACCCAAUCCUUUACAAAUUUGUCUUCGUCUUCUUUAUUUUCUUCUUUUUCACAAGCAAACGAAACCUCGGUUUCCACAAAUUCUUCCAUCAACUCAAUACCGCUUACCAAAUCAUUUCAAGAUUGGUGGUCGAGUCCAACAAGAUUGAGACAAGAGACAAAGUCCAAUACAAAGAAGGAUGAGAUACUUGAACAAGCGAAACAAAGAAACCGGAAAAUUGAAUUUGAUUUAUUUAGAGCGGUGCUUCCAAGUAAGAUUUAUAUCAAGCCUCUUGAUGAGAAAGAAGAGGAGGAAACUGGUGACUCAGAAAACACUAUAUGGGGACAAUUGAUGGAUGUCGAACUCGAAGAUGGUACUGUUAUCCACGAGUUUUAUCUAGAAAAUAACGAAACAGGGUCUGUUUCCGAGCAACAUAUAGUGAUCAUUCAUGGAUACAUGGCUGCCCUCGGCUAUUUCAUCAAAAAUAUUGAGCUGUUGGUAUCAAUAAUGGGAGUGAGACUACAUAUAAUAGACCUUCCAGGGUUUGGAAACUCUUCAAGAGCAAAGUUUCCUGAGGAGUUUUUAACUGAACCAAGAGAGCUCAAGAAUAAAAUAUAUCAGAUAUUACAAAUUGAAAGUUGGUUCAUUGACAAGAUAGAGAGCUGGAGGAAAAUUCGUCGCAUCGACCAUUUCAAGUUGAUCGGUCAUUCCAUGGGUGCCUAUCUCUCUUGUUGUUAUCUUAUGAAACACAAUAAUCAAAAUGGAAAAAAGUUGGUAGACGACCUUAUUUUAAUUAGUCCUAUGGGUACCGAAUCAAGUGAGCACAGUCUAAUCAAUAAUAAGAAGUUUGAUAUUAACUUGCACGGCACAAACGAUCCUUUUCAAGAGUUGGUCAUAGAAGAAGAAGACGGCAAAGUAGUAAUAAAUGAAGAGUUUACAAAAUUAUUGGACACUUUAGGUAGACCAAAAUUCCCCAAAAACUAUAUUUUACAAAAACUAUGGCAAUUUAAUAUGUCGGCAUUUGAAGUUUUACAAAAAUUGGGACCUUUUUAUUCCAAAAUCUUGUCAUAUUGGUCGUUUCAAAGAUUCAAAAAUUUCAGCGAGUCCGAUGAUACACAUGAGGUCUAG